AUGAUAAAGAAACAGCAGAAGUUAAAACCACAAGUAAAUGUCAACCGGGACUCCAUUGAAGGCCAACAGAUUGGCUCUAGCAAUGAAAACCUGGCACCUGGCACUAAGGAUGACAAGGAAAAACAUGACAAAAUUCUGCAUCAGAGAGUUUACUUUCAGGUGUAUUAUUUAGGUGUAGUUUCGCAGAUUAAUAUGACCAAUUCUAAAAAGAGAGACACUGAGCCUUUACUUAUUGACAUUCUUGAGGAAAAUCAGAUUGAUGGAAAACUACAACUGUCUGCUACAGAGGAGGACAAAGUGACCUUGUUUGUAUCCAGAUAUGGAAUUAAGGUCAUGGAUACAGGUGGCCAGGAGGUCCUGCAGCGUCAUCCACUUCACACAAUCGCACAACUUAUCCAGUACAGUGAUGGCUUUACUCAUCAGAACAUUGCCGUCAAAGUAGGCCAAGUUGGAAAGCAUGUGUACCAGUGCUACGUCUUUCAGUGCCAUAGUGAGGAUCAAGCCCAAGCAAUCUGCAACUGUGUGCGAAGAAUUUUUGAUGCCAUCACAGCUAAAUGA
This is a messenger RNA of Candidula unifasciata, 558 nucleotides long. NCBI's taxonomy places the organism in Eukaryota, Metazoa, Mollusca, Gastropoda, Stylommatophora, Geomitridae. The record is from the annotation of a GenBank genome assembly.